ACUCAGCUCUGUUUGACUGAGAACAGAUUCUUGCAAAGCCGUCAUCAUGUACCUGUUUGUGGUGGUCGUCUCUCUACUGCUAAGCUUUCAUCCAGCUCAGAGUCGUUUUGUUGAGGAAAUUUUUAAAAAGAUCUCGGCAGAAACUUAUAACAGCACUGAACGAGAUGAUAAGCCAGUGUCAGCUAUAUUAGAGGCCAACAAACAUGCAGGACAGGAACUGGAUGGGGCCAAGAUCAUAUUUGGAGACAUCGCUGUAGCAACAGGUUUCAAGAAUGCAGAUCCAUGCACAGAUCGUGGGUGCAAAUGGAAGAGAAGCAAAAAUGGAAAUGUCUAUGUGCCAUAUAUCAUCUCCAACCAGUACUCUCCCCAGGAAAUAGGCGUGAUUGAACAAGGCCUUAAGUCUUUUGAGGGGUCAACCUGCAUUCGAUUCAAGCCUCAUCGUGGACAAAGAAACUUUAUCCACAUCAAGUCUGAUUCUGGUUGCUAUUCAUUUCUGGGCCGCCAAGGUGGAGAGCAGAUUGUAUCUCUGGAUCGUGCUGGGUGUGUCCAUUUUAGUAUUGUUCAGCAUGAGCUGCUUCAUGCUCUCGGGUUCCAUCACGAACAGAACCGCAGUGACCGUGAUGGCCAUGUAAAGAUUUUGUUUCAGAACAUCAUAUCUGGACUGGAGUACAAUUUUGACAUAAAACAAACCAACAACCUGGGUACUCCCUAUGACUACAACUCUGUGAUGCAGUAUUCAAGGUACGCUUUCACCAAGAACAAUCAGCCAACCAUCCUUCCCAUUCCUGAUCAAAAUGUUGUGAUUGGUGAAGCUCGAAGUAUGAGCCCCAAUGACAUCAUGCGUGUUAAAAGACUCUACUGCAGAUGAGCAAAGUGAUGCCAAGCCAUAUGAAGAAUCUGUUUGAUGACACAGUUCACACUCCCUUUAUUUUUGCCUAGCUUACUUUUUAUGCUUUUAUUCUUAAUUGCACUACACAAUGUCAAAAUAACAUAUUUAAUCUAGUACACUCUCAGUGUGUAAGCUUCAAAAAUGUCUCAUAAUGUACAAAAUAACAAAAACUUUUGUCAAAUCAACAAAAAGGAGCAAAUCGUGUAAACUCAGAAUCUUUCUUAAAAUGAGAUGUUCAUGAUUUCAAAGCUUUGAUUUGAUCAAUAUUCAGAUAUUGUUGUUAAACUGAUUUUGUUGAACUACUAUUCUCUUAUUUGCAUUUUCUGUUAAUCCCUUUUAAAUCCUUUUAAUUAAAGCAGGUGAACGCAAUCAA
Xyrauchen texanus (razorback sucker) is the source of this 1262-nucleotide messenger RNA. RefSeq names its product hatching enzyme 1.2-like. Gene Ontology annotation, biological process: proteolysis. The record is from RefSeq and is a predicted model, not a curated record. NCBI's taxonomy places the organism in Eukaryota, Metazoa, Chordata, Actinopteri, Cypriniformes, Catostomidae. The coding region runs from base 47 to 868 and encodes 273 amino acids. The transcript has 9 exons. Gene Ontology annotation, molecular function: zinc ion binding; metalloendopeptidase activity.